Trichomonas vaginalis G3 is the source of this 1008-nucleotide messenger RNA. RefSeq names its product cyclin-dependent kinase inhibitor 2C-related family. The coding region runs from base 1 to 1008 and encodes 335 amino acids. NCBI's taxonomy places the organism in Eukaryota, Parabasalia, Trichomonadida, Trichomonadidae. Gene Ontology annotation, molecular function: protein binding. The record is from RefSeq and is a predicted model, not a curated record. The transcript has a single exon.
AUGGAUGAUGACAAAAUAUCAUUGAUAACCUUUACAGAAAGAGAAGGAUUUGAUAAAAAUCAAGAAUUAAAAAGUAAAUUAUAUCCAUAUUCAGAUGAAGGUCUUUCGUUACUUGAAUUAUGUUGUUAUCAUGGAUCUGUUGAUUGUUUUAAGUUUUUAAUAACAAAAUUUCAAUCAAUAAUCACUUCAGAAUGUCUUAUAUAUUCAUUUUUGGGUGGAAAUCCAAACAUUAUGAAUGAAUGCUUGAAAGUUAUAAUACCAGAUAAUCUAUGCAUGAAAUAUGCAAUUAUAUCACACAAUAUUGAUUUUGUCACGUUUUUGAUGAAUGAACACAACAUAAAAAUUAAUUUAGAAUUGUGCUCUCAAUACAAUAAUCUCCAAUCAUUUUUAGUUUAUUUGGACCAAACAAAUGAUAUCAACAAAUGUUUUGUUUAUUCUCCGAAUUUCCAUCUUUCAUCACUUUUAGAAUAUCUUAUUUCAAAUGGAGCAGAUAUCAAUGCUAAAAACAAAGAUGGAUGUACCUCUCUUCAUUAUGCAGCCAGGAAUAAUAACAAAGAAACAGCCGAAAUUCUUAUUUCAAAUGGAGCAGAUAUCAAUGCUAAAAACAAAGAUGGAUGUACCUCUCUUCAUUAUGCAGCCAGGUUAAAUAACAAAGAAACAGCCGAAAUUCUUAUUUCAAAUGGAGCAGAUAUCAAUGCUAAAAACAAAGAUGGAUGUACCUCUCUUCAUUAUGCAGCUAGGUAUAAUAGCAAAGAAACAGCCGAAAUUCUUAUUUCAAAUGGAGCAGAUAUUAAUGCUAAAGACGAAGAUGGAUGGACCUCUCUUCAUUAUGCAGCCAGGAAUAAUAACAAAGAAACAGCCGAAAUUCUUAUUUCAAAUGGAGCAGAUAUUAAUGCUAAAGACGAAGAUGGAUGGACCUCUCUUCAUUAUGCAGCCAGGAAUAAUAACAAAGAAACAGCCGAAAUUCUUAUUUCAAAUGGAGGAGGGGGGCACAAACUUGCCCAGUGA